This is a messenger RNA of Paramormyrops kingsleyae, 4626 nucleotides long. The record is from RefSeq and is a predicted model, not a curated record. Lineage: Eukaryota; Metazoa; Chordata; Actinopteri; Osteoglossiformes; Mormyridae.
UCUCCGGAUAUCUGCAUGCCGGGUGCCGCGUCUGCCUGCAAGCACUCGGUUGACGCCCAGAUUCAGGACCUGGUCACACCCAUACAUGUCACAGAGAAGGAGGUACAGCAGUGGUAUAAGGGCUUCAUCAAGGACUGUCCCAGUGGACAGCUGGAUGCCGCCGGCUUCCAAAAGAUCUACAAGCAGUUCUUCCCCUUCGGCGAUCCCACUAAGUUUGCCACCUUUGUCUUCAACGUCUUUGACGAGAACAAGGACGGACGCAUCGAGUUCUCCGAGUUCAUCCAGGCGCUUUCCGUCACCUCGCGGGGCACCCUGGACGAGAAGCUCCGCUGGGCCUUUAAGCUGUAUGAUCUCGACAAUGACGGCUACAUAACUCGGGACGAGAUGCUCAACAUCGUGGACGCUAUUUACCAGAUGGUGGGAAACACCGUUGAGCUGCCGGAGGAGGAAAACACCCCGGAGAAACGUGUCGACCGCAUCUUCGCCAUGAUGGACAAGAACGCCGACGGGAAGCUGACGCUGCAGGAAUUUCAGGAGGGCUCCAAGGCAGACCCCUCCAUCGUUCAGGCGCUGUCGCUGUACGACGGCCUGGUAUAGGGGCCUGGAGCGUGUGACAGGGUAUGCAGAAGUGUCUCACCUAGAACCGCCACCCACCUACUCACAAGAAGCUACUCAUCACUCUGCCCCUGCAAGGAGCUGGGAGAGAUCGGGGUUGGGGCGGGGGGGGGGAGACACGCACCCUGAUGAGAGUCGGGGGCAGGGCUCCUUUCGUCACUUUGUCCCCCUCCAUCGUCACCUUAAAAAAAAACUUGUAACUGACUACACCCCCUAAUGAUGGCGAGGGGAGAGGGGGACAGGAGCGUUACUCCGAAGAGGACAAAACUGACACGAGGAACUUGGUUUGCAGCUGUGAAAUUGAGGUGCGAGGCUAGAGUGGGGGGGGGGGGCACUGGUUUUGAAUGCUUGGGGGGUAAACUGCAGAGUUAUGCAUGAGCACCUGAUCAAGGAGCAGCGAAGGCAGCGCAGGGAGCUCCAUCCGACACGACUCGCCCCCGAAUCUCCGCUGGCUGCUGCCUUGUGUCGCAUCCACGUGGAAAUGUCCAUUUUAACUUAUUCCAUUUUUUUAUUUUAAUCAAAUGCAGUGUGUCAAAUGUUUGUUAAAGUGAUCUCCUUCCCAGGUGGCUGCAAACAGAAAAACAAAACUGGUCCCAUCUUAGAGAACUGGAAAGGGGCGGAGCUUGUGUGUGCAUCAUGUCCUUUGUCAUGUGUGUCCUCAUUUGGUAUUCUGUGUGUGUUACUCGUUCGGUCCUCGUAUGACCAGCUCCCACCACUGGAACCCAAUAGAGCACCUUCCGGAAAAUUCUGCUUCAAUAGGCCUCAAAUAAAAGCCGCCCGCUUCAAAGCAACUGCGCUGCAUGUCCUCUGUGUGCAUUACGUGAGCACCGAUUCCACCUGGCUGUCAGUGUUUCUGUCCCCUGUAUUUGUUGUUUUUUUCCCGCGACCCGCAGUCUGUGGCGUGAAUGUGAAUUCUGCCUCUUGCUUGUGACUUCCUCCUUUCUCAUUCUGGAUGUGGCAGACACAAGGGCAACUGGCCUGUCCGUUCGCGUCGUUCCCGUGGUGAAGAGUGUUUUGCCCAUGAAUUUGUUUCCCUUCCCCUGUCUGAUCACAAAGCGCACCACAGAAAUAUGGUGCUUCCUGUAGACUUGCUUACCUCAGUCUUUCUGAAGUCUAACUAUCUUUAUAACUGUUAAUCUUACCUGGAAACCCAGAGGGGGGCAGGACAAGACCUAAAUCAAGAGAUAGGGAAAGGCAGUGAAAAGGCAUUCCUCUCUGUGAAGACAAGCUGUAAAAGGAGCGUUUCUAGAUCCCUAAUCAGAUUCCCAGGUUGAUAAUUACUCUCAUUACUCUGAUCAGCAAAAUUAAAAUUUUAAGCCUUUAUGGCCUGAAAUUUCCUUAAUGAUAUUAGACUUGUGUUAUGCUUUGAGGAAAAGCUCCAUAAAGCCUGCACAUCCACAAUCCUCUUACUUCCAGGGCACCAAAACCAUUAAUGAAUGUAUUUUAAAUAUUCUGAACUGCCACUGACAAUAGCAUCAGAACCUCUAUGAAGCAUUUUAAGCUCUGUGUUCCUGCAUUAUUUUCACCCGAGAUGUAAUCUUUAUCUUCAUGCAAGUCCCAGUUCUGGAUAAAGAGAGUCUGAUUAAACACACAAAGAAGCUGUCGUCUUCUCUGUGUUAGGUGAAUACAUUUGUCUAAAAAAAAAAGGUAUGUGACCCAUCAUUGGUGGAUUUAGUUUUCACAGCGAUGACCUCAGCCACAUGUUUCCUAUACCUGCUUGUCAGUCACAUGUGUCAGCGUGGAGGUUUUGGGAGUUUUUGGACCUUUCCAUCUGGCAGAAUGCAAGGUAGCUUGUGUUGCUACCUUUGGAUCAUACCAUGACAUUUCGGGUGGGGGGGUGGGGUGCUCACAUCUGGAUGUGGCGCCUCGGCCCUUACGCUAUCGAUUUGCUUGUGUGUGUUGUCGUUUGUCACAUCACCUGGUUUCGGUUUGAGCUUCAGCCCUUAUUCCCUGACCUCCUCCUGGUGGUAUGGUCUAGAGACCACUGUUCCCUCAAUGAUUACAAGCUUUCCAGGUCCUCAGGCUACAGAUCAGCAGCACACAGCGGUGCACUGACCGUCACGCUUUGUUCUUCAUGAUUGGGAUGAGGUCUUGUUUGUGGAAUGUACUGUUAUUGUUUUUUCCAAACAUGUUUCUCAUUCAGGCCAAAAUGUUCAUAUUCUAUCUGCCCACAGAACCUUUGGCCAGUAUACUUAUAGAUCAUCCAUGUAGUAUUAAGCAAAAUGUGAAAUGUGUGUGGGUUUUUUGGAGAGAUGUCCAGCAGACCACUCUCACGGAAGGCGGAUUCGUGAAACUGACACUAGCCAGUGCUAGAGUGGCUGGCCAGUGUCUAGCUCUCUGCCUGGGGUUCUAUCUGACCUUCAGGAGUGUUAUCCAUCCUGCUGUGCGAGCGAUAUUUGUUGGUAUACCACACCCAAGAAGAGCGAAAGUGGUAUUGCAUUUUCUCCGUUUGUACACUAGCUGCCUGUCCGAGGAUCGAUGGAGCUCUUUAGAAAGCUUCAGAAGUGCUUUUAUGACCGUUUCAAGUCUUACAGGAUUCUGAGCUUGUUUAGAACUGACUCGCACUCACAAGCCUUUGCUGUGAAGUGCUGUUUGAAGGUGACAACCAAAGACUGUGCUUUUUAAAAAUUUUCUGUAAAGGCUUCCUCAGUCUCAGACCUGAUCAUUAUCUCAGUGAUCGGCAGAGGUGGAAAGUUCAAGUCCAGAAUGUUCAAAUCCCAAACCAAGACUUCAAGAAUGUUCUAACCAAUCAGCUGCGCAUAAAGAAUCACAGGGCUCUAUUUAGACCAUCAAGCGCAAAGCGGAACUAACAGUUAUGGGCGUGUCCAAAUCCAUUUCGCUAUUUUAACGGCAUAAAAACGGUACUACGCACCAGCGCAAGGCGUGAGAGGGUUGUCCUAACUCUCUUUACUUGGUAUGUUUUUGGUGUAACAUGCAAUAAACCAAUCGGGAUAGCACGUCACCUCACCUUUAAAAUGUAGCGGCGCAUGAUCUACUUUGGAUUGCUAUUACAAUGUCCCGUUUGCCCGGAAGCUGGGGCAGCAGGCGUGAGGUGAAGUAGCAGACAGUCCGUCCUCGCUUCCUGGCACAUUGGAUCCCCGCUUAGUGCCAAAAGCAGUAUAAUGAUAUCAUAAGGCGUGGAGGCUCGCUGCUGAACGACAACAGCGGCUGGGAACGGGGAUUUAAUUAUGCUUGUAUGUUUUAUUUAAAAUGUGGGUCUUUAGUUUGCAAAAUAUAAAUAAAAGUGUGAUAUUUGUUAAAACACCGCAAUUCAGCUCUUCUGCCAGCUGAUGUACACCUCUUUUGUAGGCAUCGGCGCAUGCAGUUCAGCAUCACGCCUUCUAACAUCCCGCAAUGCAGUGUUUCCCAACCCAGUCCUCGGGGAACCCUGGACAGUCUACGUUUUUGCUUAUCAGCUCACAGCGCACCUGUGCCAGGUAUUCGGUCUUCCUGAUUGGCUAGAAGCUGGGAGGGAGCAAAAACGUGGACUGUCCCCGGUUCCCCAAAGACUGGGUUGGGAAACACUGCUCUAAUGCGACCUUCUGAGGGCUGUGUUGUAAUCUUCCACCUGAUUUAUCUAAAUAUAUGAAAUCGGUAAUCUAAAUUUCCUUUCAGUUACAGUACGUGCUUAAUUCUGAUAAUGAACUCGGAAGGUUUUUUAAUGAUACGGUUUUUUGUACUAUAUUAUUUUUCUUUUGGUGUUUUAUUGAACAGUACGAUUACGUGAAAGGGCCAGUUGUACUCCAUAUAUAAUAAAACUUAUAUAACUGAAAUAAAAUAAAUUAGUAGCCUACACGUAAAGCGCAUAUCUGUGUCAAUAACGAUCGAGCGUCAUGCACCCGCACGUUUCUACAGUAUAACGCGCCACAUAUAUACCAGUUAACAAUGCACCACUUACUUUAGACGUGGGUUUUUUAUCGAAAGCGCUGGUACUUUCUGUACCUGAACUUUCCACCUCUGGUGAUCAGCAUUUCAGACUGAAAUUUCUCUUAAUAAAGGUAUAUCCUAGAA